This is a messenger RNA of Capsaspora owczarzaki ATCC 30864, 375 nucleotides long. RefSeq lists its product as hypothetical. NCBI's taxonomy places the organism in Eukaryota, Filasterea, Ministeriida, Capsasporidae. The transcript is spliced from 3 exons. The record is from RefSeq and is a predicted model, not a curated record. The coding region runs from base 1 to 375 and encodes 124 amino acids.
AUGCUUUGUGAACCGUCGCGUUGGAGCUUGUCCGGACAGUUGCGCCCCAGCAUUGAGCCCAUCUCCAAGCUGGAAAAGAUGACUGUCUCGCACACUAUUCUACGACAGCUAUUCAUCAGUAUGGAAGUCACCAGACUACUGGAGAUGCUUGGGUUUGUCGUGGGCGUUGAACAGCGCAUGCGAUCGCGCAUCGUCUCUGAACACCUCAAGUGGCAGCGCUGCCUCAAGUUGCUUGGUUUCGUCUCUGCCUUCCGCGCUUCCGCCGAUGGCCCCGCCCCGCAAGCGAAUGUCGUUUCCAACAACACUCUGGGCACCUGCCUUCCACCACACCGUGUGCACGGACGGAUGGAGCAACGGCGUUGCGAGCUGGACUGA